UGCUGCCUCUGCUGCUUUCUGGUCCGCAUUGAGCUGCCGUAUAAAAACCAGUUGGGGGGAUGAACGACUGUUUGCAUUGACUCAGACACACAGAUGCGAGCUCCAAGACGGAGGAGGAGUACCGUUUUUUUUCUUUUCUUUUCUUUGUUUGUUCUUUUUUAAAUUGGCUCGGACCAGUCAUCCUGUUGAUGAGAAGGGAUAAAGAAAGGAUAUUCAGGAUCAAGUGAGGAGCAGGAGCGGACUCAGUGAGGUCGGAGGUCGCGAAGAAAGCGUGAUGGCGGUCUUCACUCAACUGGGUUUACUGCUUUGGAAGAACUUCACUUACCGAAGACGACAAACUAUUCAGCUGCUGAUUGAGAUUAUCUGGCCCCUCUUCAUCUUCUUCAUCCUCAUCUCAGUUCGAAUUCACUACCCCCCAUACGAGCAACAUCAAUGUCAUUUCCCAAACAAGGCCAUGCCUUCAGCAGGCACUCUGCCCUGGGUACAAGGAAUCAUCUGCAACGCCAACAACCCCUGCUUCCGAAACCCAACCCCUGGAGAGAGUCCAGGGGUCGUAGGCAACUUCAACGAUUCGAUACUUUCUCGACUAUUUAUUGAUGCCAAGAAGAUCCUGCUGUACACCCAGAAUGAUAGGAGCUAUGAGGGCUACCGAGAGCUGCUGGGGGCUCUCCACAAGAUGCAGAAGAACACUCCCCGCUUCAAACUGAAGGACUUUUUAAGGGACAACGAAACCCUCUCCCACUUCUUGCAUCACAAUGCCUCACUUCCUCGCCACGCACUGAAGCAGAUAGUGGAGGCUGAUGUCAAUCUGGAAAAGGUUCUGACGAAAGGUUUUGGCUUUCAUCUCAGAGACCUGUGCAAUGUAACGCCCCUGGAGGAGUUUGUGCACAUUGCGGAUCCCAAUGUUUCCCAUCUGACACAAGAAAUCAUCUGCAAGUCCUCCAGGGACUGGCUGAACAAGGCCCAGAGUCAUUUCCUCUCCAACUUGGACUUCCUCAAGCCGAUUCGGAAGGAUGUAAAGUCUGAUCCUAAAGUUGUUCAGGAAGUCUCAGCUGCCACCGACUACCUUCUGGAGAGUUUGGGAGAGCUGGCCGUGGAGCUUGCCAGCAUGAAGAGUUGGAAAGAUAUGCGCAAGGAGAUCCUUUAUCUCAACGCCAAUGCCACGGGCUCUCCGAAUCAGAUGUACCAGGCUGUGUCCCGUAUUGUCUGUGGCCACCCAGAGGGAGGCGGCCUCAAAAUCAAGUCUCUCAAUUGGUACGAGGAUAACAACUACAAAGCGCUCUUUGGCAACCAUGGCAACAGCAGCGACAGUGAGCCUCUCUCCACCUAUGACAACACAUCCACUCCUUAUUGCAACACCAUGAUGCGGAGAUUGGAGUCGAGCCCCAUUUCCAGGAUGAUCUGGAGAGCACUGAAACCUCUGCUCGUGGGAAAGAUCCUGUACACUCCAGAUACUCCGGCCACUCAGAGGAUAAUCCAUGAGGUAAACAAGACCUUCCAGGAGCUCGGCCUCUUGAGGGACCUUGGUGGCAUGUGGGACGAGAUGAAGCCCAAAGUGUGGAACUUCAUGGAGAACAGUGAAGAAAUGGACUUGGUCAGGACGCUACUCCAAAAUAACGCCAGUGCCACUUUCUUGAACGGCCAACUCGGUGGGACCGAGUGGCGAGUGUCCGAUGUGUCGAACUUCCUUUCCAAAUCUUCAGAUGACCCAAGAGCACCAGGGUCAGCAUACACUUGGAGGGAUGUCUUCAAUGAAACCGACCAGGCCAUACAGACCAUCACCCGCUUCAUGGAGUGUGUGAACCUGGACAAACUGGAGCCAGUAGCAAAUGAAGAGCGAUUGGUCAACAAAUCCAUGGGUCUCCUUGACAACCAGAAGUUCUGGGCAGGGAUUGUGUUCCCUGACAUCACCCAGAGCAACAGCUCUGACUUGCCUCCCAAUGUCAAUUACAAAAUCCGCAUGGACAUUGAUAACGUUGAAAGGACCAACAAGAUCAAGGAUGGUUACUGGGACCCCGGUCCUAGGGCAGACCCUUUUGAGGACUUGCGGUACAUCUGGGGUGGAUUCUCCUACCUGCAGGAUGUGAUUGAACAGGGAAUCAUCCGAGCUGUGUCGGGCACCAAGGAAAAGACUGGCAUCUACAUUCAGCAGAUGCCUUACCCCUGCUAUGUGGACGACAUAUUCCUGCGGGUGAUGAGUCGAUCGAUGCCUCUUUUCAUGACGUUGGCAUGGAUGUACUCAGUGGCCAUCAUCAUCAAGGGAGUGGUCUAUGAGAAGGAGGCCCGGCUCAAAGAGACCAUGAGGAUCAUGGGACUGAACAACGGCAUCUUGUGGCUCAGCUGGUUCAUCAGCAGUUUGGUUCCAUUGCUGAUCAGUGCCGGAUUAUUGGUCAUGUUGUUGAAGACCGGCAACUUGCUGCCUUACAGCGACUCAGGGGUGGUCUUCCUUUUCCUGAGCUCCUUCGGCGUGGUAACCAUAAUGCAGUGCUUCCUUAUCAGCACAUUGUUCUCACGUGCCAACUUGGCAGCUGCCUGUGGUGGAAUCUUCUAUUUUACCCUCUACCUGCCCUACGUGCUGUGUGUUGCCUGGCAAGACUACGUUGGAUAUGGAGCUAAACUUGUUGUGAGCCUGCUGUCUCCUGUAGCUUUUGGAUUUGGCUGUGAAUACUUGUCCCUGUUUGAGGAGCAAGGUGUGGGAAUCCAGUGGUCCAACUUGCUGGCGAGCCCCCUGGAAGAGGACAGCUAUAACCUGACCACCUCCAUCUGUCUCAUGCUCUUUGAUGCUGUGCUCUAUGGAGUCAUGACAUGGUACAUAGAAGCUGUGUUCCCUGGGCAAUAUGGAAUCCCCAGGGCUUGGUAUUUCCCAUUCACUAAGACAUACUGGUGUGGUGAGAAACAGAACAAGAACAUCUCGACUCCUCUGUCCAAGAAAGGCAACGCUGAUGCUGUGUGCAUAGAGGAGGAGCCAAGCCACAUAGAUCCAGGUGUUUACAUUGAGAAUCUGGUGAAGGUCUACAGUCAUGGAAAGAAGCUGGCAGUGGAUGGUCUCUCCCUGAGAUUCUAUGAGGGACAGAUCACCUCCUUCCUGGGUCACAAUGGAGCUGGCAAGACCACAACAAUGUCGAUCCUAACAGGGUUGUUCCCGCCCACUUCUGGAACAGCCUACAUCUUGGGCAAAGACAUUCGCUCAGAGCUUAGCACCAUCAGGCAGAAUCUGGGUGUCUGCCCACAACACAAUGUGCUUUUCAGCAUGCUGACUGUGGAAGAGCACAUCUGGUUCUAUGCUCGCCUGAAAGGACUGCCAGAGGAAAUUGUAAAAGCCGAGAUGGAACAAAUUGUCAACGAUGUUGGAUUGCCUCAUAAGCGACAGUCACGCACCAGCACACUUUCCGGUGGGAUGCAGCGGAAACUGUCAGUGGCUUUGGCUUUUGUCGGGGGGUCAAAGGUUGUUAUCUUGGAUGAACCCACUGCUGGUGUUGACCCCUAUGCACGGAGGGGCAUCUGGGACCUACUUCUUAAAUACCGACAAGGCCGCACCAUCAUCCUGUCCACGCAUCACAUGGAUGAGGCUGACAUCCUUGGUGAUCGCAUCGCUAUCAUCUCCCACGGCAAGCUGUGCUGUGUUGGGUCCUCGCUCUUCCUGAAGACUCAACUGGGCACCGGCUACUACCUGACCUUGGUCAAGAGGGACUAUGACCUGGCACUUCAUUCCUGCAGGAAUUCUGCAAGCACUGUCUCCUACAGCAAGAAAGCUGAGAAGGAGGAUAGUGUGUCUGAGAGCAGUUCUGAUGGAGGCCUUGGCAGUGAACCAGAAAGUGAAACUACCACCAUUGACGUUUCCCUCAUCUCCAACGUGAUUUUCAAGCAUGUCUCAGAGGCUCGUCUGGUGGAGGACCUCGGACACGAGCUCACCUAUAUCCUGCCCUAUCAGUCAGCUAAAGAUGGAGCCUUUGUGGAACUUUUCCAUGAGCUUGAUGACCGUCUCAGCGACCUGGGAAUAUCAAGCUAUGGAAUCUCAGACACCACCCUGGAGGAGAUUUUCUUGAAAGUUGCUGAGGACAGUGGAGUUGAUUCUGUGGAACUUUCCGAUGGAGUUGUGCCAACGAGGACACGUCGCCGCCAUGCAUUUGGAGACCAUCAGAGCUGCUUGAAGCCCUUCACUGAAGAUGACUUUGAUUUCAAUGACUCUGAAGAGUCCCGUGAAACUGACUGGCUCAGUGGUAGUGAUGGCAAAGGCUCAUACCAAGUCAAAGGCUGGAGUCUAAAGAGACAACAGUUUGUGGCACUACUCUGGAAAAGAUUCCUCUAUGCUCGGCGUUCCAGGAAAGGCUUUUUUGCACAGAUUGUCCUCCCAGCUGUGUUUGUAUGUAUUGCACUGGUGUUCAGCUUAAUUGUUCCUCCAUUUGGAAAGUACCCCAGCCUGGCUCUCCAUCCCAGCAUGUAUGGAGAGCAGUUUACCUUUGUCAGUAAUGACAUACCCGAGGACCCUCAUACCAGCAAACUACUGGAAGCUUUGACAGACAAACCAGGAUUGAGAACACGCUGCAUGAAUGGAGAAUCCAUUUUGGACACUCCGUGUGCCUCCAUGGAGGAGUGGUUGAUUCCGCAAGUACCUCAAAGCGUGAAGGACAUGUUCGACAACGGCAACUGGUCCAUGGCGAAUCCAUCACCUCUGUGCGAGUGCAGCUGCGAGGGGCGCAAAAGGAUGCUGCCUGAUUGUCCAGCCGGUGCAGGCGGCCUCCCACCUCCACAGAUGAAGCUCAGCGACAGAGAGACUCUUCAGAAUUUGACAGGGAGGAAUGUUUCAGAUUAUCUGGUGAAGACCUAUGCUCAGAUAAUUGGAAAAAGCCUGAAGAGCAAGAUUUGGGUCAACGAAUUUAGAUAUGGUGGCUUCUCAAUUGGCGCCAGGAGCUCUCAGCUUCUAGCCGAUAGAGAUGAGAUCGAUGAGGCAAUUGCUCAACUGCGUCGGCGUGUCCGUCUAGAAAGGGGAUCAGCAGCAGAUCGUUUCUUAUGCAGUCUUUCCAACUUCAUUCAAGGACUAGACACCAAGAAUAAUGUCAAGAUCUGGUUCAACAACAAGGGCUGGCACAGUAUUGGCUCUUUUCUGAAUGUGAUGAACAAUGGCAUCCUUCGAGCAAGUCUCCCACCGGGAGAAGACCCCACCAAAUUUGGUAUCACUGCCUAUAAUCAUCCCCUCAACCUCACCAAGGAACAGCUGUCACAAGUUGCCCUAAUGACGACGUCGGUGGAUGUGCUGGUGUCGAUCUGCGUGAUAUUCGCCAUGUCCUUUGUGCCUGCCAGCUUUGUUGUCUUCCUCAUCCAAGAGAGGGUGAACAAGGCCAAACACUUGCAGUUUAUCAGCGGAGUGCAACCUUUCCUCUACUGGUUGGCCAACUUUGUCUGGGACAUGUGUAACUACAUUGUCCCCGCCACACUGGUCAUCAUCAUUUUCAUCUGCUUCCAACAAGAUGCUUACGUCUCCUCCACCAACCUGCCUGUGCUGGCCUUGCUGCUGCUGCUGUACGGAUGGUCGAUCACCCCUCUCAUGUACCCAGCCUCAUUUUUCUUUAAGAUACCCAGCACAGCUUACGUGGUUCUGACCAGUGUCAACAUACUGAUCGGAAUAAAUGGCAGCGUGUCCACCUUUGUACUGGAGCUGUUUGGGGGCAAUGAGAUUGGUGGGAUCAAUGACAUCCUGAAGAAUGUUUUCCUCAUCUUCCCUCACUUCUGCCUGGGCCGGGGAUUGAUCGACAUGGUGAAGAAUCAAGCAAUGGCUGACGCUUUAGAGAGAUUUGGGGAAAAUCGUUUCCGUUCCCCCCUGGCCUGGGACAUGGUGGGAAAGAACCUCUUUGCAAUGGCCAUUGAAGGAGUCAUCUUCUUCAGCAUCACCGUCUUUAUCCAGUACCGUUUCUUUAUCAAGGCCAGGUCAUCAUCCAGUCACUUAAAGCCAAUUGGAGAAGAGGAUGAAGACGUGGCCAGAGAACGACAGAGAAUCCUCAGUGGAGCAGGACAGACGGACAUUUUAGAGCUUCGUCAGCUCACAAAGAUAUAUAAGCGGAAACAGAAGCCAGCCGUGGACCGGCUCUGUGUUGGCAUUCCCCCCGGCGAGUGUUUUGGUUUACUGGGAGUCAAUGGCGCAGGAAAAACCAGUACGUUCAAAAUGCUGACAGGUGAUUCAGUGGUGACCAGUGGAGAGGCCUACCUGGCCGGCAAAAGUGUAACUACAGAAAUAGAUGAGGUGCAUCAGAACAUGGGCUACUGUCCGCAGUUUGAUGCUAUCAAUGACCUGCUGACGGGACGAGAGCAUCUUGAGUUCUACGCCAUUCUCAGAGGUGUUCCGGAGAAGGAAGUGUGUGAGGUGGCAGAGUGGGGCAUUCGCAAAUUGGGAUUGGUCAAGUAUGUUGACAAAUCAGCAGGUAGCUACAGUGGAGGCAACAUGAGAAAACUGUCUACUGCCAUCGCUCUCAUCGGGGGACCACCUGUUGUGUUCCUGGAUGAACCUACAACAGGCAUGGACCCGAAGGCACGGCGUGCCCUGUGGAACACCAUACUAAGCAUCAUCAAAGAGGGACGAUCUGUUGUCCUGACUUCACACAGCAUGGAGGAGUGUGAAGCACUUUGCACCAGGAUGGCCAUUAUGGUCAACGGCAGGUUCCGGUGUCUGGGGAGCGUACAGCACCUGAAGAACAGGUUCGGGGAUGGUUACACCAUCAUCCUGAGGGUGGCCGGACCGGAUCCAGACCUCAGGCCGAUGAUGGAUUUCAUCGAGCGGGAACUUCCUGGCAGUACACUGAAGGAGAAACAUCGCAACAUGCUUCAGUAUCAGCUGCCCUCCUCCCUCACCUCCCUCGCACGCAUCUUCUCUCUGCUGGCCACCAACAAGGAGGCCCUCAGAAUAGAGGACUACUCCGUCUCUCAGACCACACUAGACCAAGUGUUUGUAAAUUUUGCCAAGGACCAAAGUGACGAGGACCACUCAAAAGACAUCCACCUGAGCAAACGAGACGCGGUGGUCAUGGACAUUUCCCAGCUCAGCUCUUUCCUCAUGGACAACAAGACCAGGGAGAGCUGCGUCUGAUUCCUCCUGUGGAUGACACUGCACGUCGCUCGUGACUUCCACCACAGAUAAUCUGUACCACAAAAAUUCUCAAGUGGAAGACACACUGUUCACUUUAUUUUGAUCUCAUUUGUAGUCUUUUUUUUUAAUUAUCUCUCAGAGGAUCUGCUGUUAAGUGCACAGCCUCUGAAAAUUUGACGAGGCAGAGACUGCGGGUUUGUGAAACACUGAACUCAAUGCAAAUCAAUGCAAGAAAUCUAUAUAUUUAAAACGCGAGCAUACUUGAGUGAGGGUUGGAGACUGGUGCUUCUCCUUCACAAUGGACACUUUGAGGCUGGGUUGUCAUGCUUUGUCUGACUGGAAAAGUAGCCGUGCUACUCUCUCAGAGGAAGUCUAAUCAAAAGCCCAUUCCAAAACAGUGCGAGCUACUUUGGAAAACAAACGAAGAAUGUUCUGAUCAUUCACUGCCAACUGCAAAAGGAUUUAAAGGACUUGGAAAAAAAAACGUAUCAGGGUCAAUUCUCUUCGUUACCAGGAGCAGUUUUAUAGUAUUGAAUGUGGCUCAAACAGUCCGACACAUUUCAAGGGAGCAACACGAAAUUUUGUGACACUUUUUUAACAUUUAAUUAGAUUUGUCGUAACUUUCUUGUACUUUCGUUUGAAUAACUGUUGAUGGAUAACGUUGUAUUUUAUAUUUCUAGUUCCUCGUGUCAUAAAUUGGUUCACAGUGCCUGUUGUGUAUGGUUAAGGGGGAGGACAUGUGAGCACUCCAUUAACAACAAGAAGAGAUUGGCUGGAAAGGAAUGUAUGUAUAGGGAUGUAUUUUGACAAAGCACAAAAAAGAGUGGAGAAAAAAAAAGAGCCCUACCUUGUUAAAAACAAAAAAAUGUCUCAUGGUGUUAAUACAAAAUGCUCCAGUGGCAUGUUUUCACUCCUCCCUUCCGUCUUGGACUUCCUAAAGUGAAAGCUGGAGGUGGAUGAGCAACGUGGACUAUGAGAUGUCGAAGAGGAAUAUUGCAUGCUCACCUCCGCUUGGACGUACCCUUGUUGAGUGUCAGCAGUUAUGAGUGUUGGAUUUUUAGAACAUUUUGGACAUGAGGGCACAGAAUCGAAAUGAGGAAAGUGAUGAGUGCGAAGGGAAAACGUAAAAACAUGAGAGAUGACGGUUGUUCUUCCUCUGCUUUCCUCAUGAUGGGACUAAAAAAAAUGGUCAUUGUUCUGUAAAGUAGAAUUGUUGUGAUGGUCUCAGAAAAAUAAGUAACACUUUUGUGCCAAAUUCAGUUGAACCCUAA
Syngnathoides biaculeatus (alligator pipefish) is the source of this 8349-nucleotide messenger RNA. RefSeq names its product phospholipid-transporting ATPase ABCA1-like. NCBI's taxonomy places the organism in Eukaryota, Metazoa, Chordata, Actinopteri, Syngnathiformes, Syngnathidae. The transcript is spliced from 49 exons. Bases 275 to 7078 code for a protein of 2267 amino acids. The record is from RefSeq and is a predicted model, not a curated record. Gene Ontology annotation, molecular function: ATP hydrolysis activity; ABC-type transporter activity; lipid carrier activity. Gene Ontology annotation, cellular component: intracellular membrane-bounded organelle; membrane. Gene Ontology annotation, biological process: transmembrane transport; lipid transport.